Molecule: messenger RNA, 2175 nt
Organism: Closterium sp. Yama58-4
Lineage: Eukaryota; Viridiplantae; Streptophyta; Zygnematophyceae; Desmidiales; Closteriaceae
Source: the annotation of a GenBank genome assembly
AUGACGCGGUGGGAAGCGCGGGGAUUAGAAGGGGAUGACGCGGGGAUGACGGAAGUAGAAGGGGCACCUGAAGCAGGCGGGAGCAAAGGGCAGCACGGCAAGGAGGAAGUCUCGGGGUUGGUCAGUAGUCGUGUCAAUGUGUUAUUCUCUGUCAGGCUGCCUUUAGGGGGACCCAAGCUGCCGGGGGGAGGCCGCUUGGGGGUGGUGUUGGAGCAUUGUGGCGAUGACUCCCGCGUUGGAGCCCUCUUUGAGUCAUACGGCCCUUCAAGAUCGAGUGCUGAAGGAAGAGGAGAAGGAAUCAAGCUGCCGGGGGGAGGCCGCUUGGGGGUGGUGUUGGAGCACUGUGGUGAAAACCCCAGCGUUGGAGCCCUCUUUGAGGCAUUCGGCCCUUCAAGAUCGAGUGGUGUAGGAGGAGGAGGAGGAACCAAGCUGCCGGGGGAAGGCCGCUUGGGGGAGUUCGAGUUGAUGGGGAGCCAUGGCGAGAACCCAAGCAUUGGAGCCCUCUUUGAGACGCGCAACAAGCCCACAUUCGCCGGAUAUGGGCGGAUCGCUGCAUCAGGAGGAACCAAGCUGCCGGGGGAAGGCCGCUUGGGGGAGUUUAUCAUGGGGCGCCAUGGCCCGGACUCCAGCAUUGGGCAAGAUUAUAGGAGCUUCAAGGCGUUGCUCAUCCCACCGCCCUUCAUGCACGACCAACCGCGCCCGCAUGCUGAGGACCCUCAAAUCUCGACUCGGAGUCCGCAGGAGAGUGGUCUCUUGGAGGAGCAGUUGCGGCGCCAUGGGCGACUAGAAGCUCCCAUCAUCGCGCCUCCCUUCAUGCUCUACCAGCCUCGCCCAGCUCUCGAGGAGUUUGACAUAUCGAAUCUGAAAGCAGAUCACCCGUCAUCUCACCUGUUGAGGCGCCACGAGCAACUUGGGGACCCCAUCAUCAUCAGUGCGCCGCCCGCCAUGCACGACCACCCUCGCCCACUUCUCGAGGAGUCUGACAUGUCAAGGCAGAAAGCAGGUCACCUGUCAUUUCACCUGUUGAGGCGCCACGGGCUACUUGGAGUUGGAGACCCCAUCAUCAUCAGUGCGCCGCCCGCCAUGCACGACCAGCCUCGCCCACCUCUCGAGCUGCCGCCUCAAGUCUCGGAUCAGAAUGACCGCCACGGGCAACUUCAAGACGACACUAGUAUGCUGUCGUCUUUUGAGGCGUCUCAAAUGCCGCCUCAAGUCUUGCAUGAGAAUGCCGGCCAGGGGCAACUUCAAGGCGACACUAGUAUGCUGCCGUUGGGAUAUGCUCCGCCUCACUUUCCAAUGCAGCCUCGGGAGACCGUAGCGCUUCCUUCCCGUUCCAAGGGCCCGUCUGAUGUCCCUGCUUUGGAACGAGCCGCGGCUGAGCUGCUUGGAGAGCAGCAGCGACAGCAGCGGCAGCAAGUGGCACUGGAGAGGUGGAUCGCACAGGCCUUGAGCGCCUCUGCUUCAGAGCCUGAGUAUUUGAGGAUUCUUGAGGCUCCUGUAAGCCUGAGCGCCUCUGCAACAGAGAAAAUCAUGGCGUUUGUCCCAGGCUUUGGUGAUGUGAAUUCGGCCCAGCAGCAUCUGGUGCAGCAGCAGCAAGCAGCGACAACCAGCUGGGUGGCACACGCUGAGCUGGCAGGGCUGGCUCUGCCGCCCGAUCUGAUCCGAGAAUCUGCACAUGCCGCCCGGUUUGCACAGUGGCAGAUGCAGAUCAAGGAGCGAGCUCCUGGUGCUUUCUGCUGGCAUGCUGCCUCUAAGGUUUGUCACAAGGGCGAAGUAGGCCAUGGCUUGACGGUGGGAGAGCCUGAGCCUGAGCCUUUUGAGAAGCCUCCAAGGCCUCUUUUCUCUCAUAUCACCACUCCUGGUGGUUGCUGCACAUCCGCUGCUCCUGGUACCUCCUGCCCACCUAAUGCUGCUCCUGGUGUUUGUCAUACGAAGGAAAGAGGAGACGCCUUGACACAGCAAGAGCCUCCUGCCACGUGGACGCCCCUGGUUGGUUCAUUGUCGCAAGCAUCGCCUGUCAAGGCGCCGCAGUUAUCGGCUUUUGAGGCGUUGCAAGUACCGCCUGAGGAUUGGCGGCCGCGCAUUCGAGCACGACCGGAUGGGCAAGCGGUGGGGCUGGGAUGCAUUCAGCCGAAGAGCAUGAAGGAGAGGUGCCGGCGCGAUCGCAUCAGGUGA